Messenger RNA from Tetrahymena thermophila SB210, 891 nucleotides. RefSeq names its product NAD-dependent epimerase/dehydratase family protein. NCBI's taxonomy places the organism in Eukaryota, Ciliophora, Oligohymenophorea, Hymenostomatida, Tetrahymenidae. The transcript has a single exon. The record is from RefSeq and is a predicted model, not a curated record.
AUGAACCCAGAAAACGGAAUAAUUUUAGUUGUAGGAGGAACAGGAAGAACUGGCUAUCAUGUUGUUUAAGAACUUUUGAGUAAGAAUUUUCAAAUCAGAUUGAUUAGCAGAAACCGUAAAUCAGCAGAAGAAUCUUUCAAAUAAGAUUUGAUUUAAAUGGAAUCUGUUUUUGAAUGUGAUCUUUUCUAGGAAGCAAAAAUGUAAAAGAGCAAGAUUGAAAGUGGAAAAGAAGUGAAGUCUAUUUUGGACUUAGCAUUUGAGCCAAGCAGAAAAGGAUUAAAAGUUUAGGCUGUAGUUAGCGCCCUUGGAUACAAUUACAAAAGCUCAGAUGAUUCCAGAAUAGUUGAGGAGACUGUAAUUUAGUUGUUAAUCCAAUUAUGCAAAAAGCACAAUGUUAAAAACUUUAUUCUCACAAGCUCUAUGUGCGUCACUCGUCCUUAUCAUUUUGUCUCCUAUUUAAUUAAUUCAUUCGCAUCAAAUGCUCUAGGCUACAAGGUUUAUGGUGAAAACGCUCUAAGAGAAAGUGGAUUAAACUACAUCAUAGUGAGACCAGGAGGAUUAGUUGGCACAUAAAAAGAUAAAAAAACGACAAACUAUACAAUUGAAUAAGGAGAUAGAAGUAAUGGAAGAAUAACAAGAGCCACAGUAGCUAAAAUUAUAGUUGAAGCUCUUUAGGCAUAAAAUUUACCCAAGUAGUUAACUUUUGAAUGCUAUAGUACUAAAUAGCAAUCUAGCGAAGAAUAUUAACCUUUCAAUGGUUCUCAACUCAAACCAGAUGAUGAAUCGAGCAUAGUUAGAGGAAACCACGUCUAAGCAAAAAGAAUGAUCAAUCUAGUAUUAGUUUCUUUAUUAGCCAUUUCUUUAGCCUUUUUGUACAAAAGAUUCUUUUGA